Paramecium octaurelia is the source of this 3190-nucleotide messenger RNA. Lineage: Eukaryota; Ciliophora; Oligohymenophorea; Peniculida; Parameciidae. The record is from the annotation of a GenBank genome assembly.
AUGUUAAACGAAUUAAUCCAGCUAUUUUGCAGCAAUGGGACUCAUUCUAGUGAGUUGUUUUACAAUGCUACGUUGCAAUUAAAUGAAUUCUUGGAUAAGAAGGAGAUAGUGCGAUGUUUUGCGAGAGUGUCGGAGAACCUUGGAGAUCAAUUGGUAUAGGAUAUUGGUGGAUAAUUCAUAGCCAAAUCUGAGGAAGGCAUCCCAUCAGCUUUUUCAGGCGUAUAUUCGUGUAAAUGAGAGUUUCGAUGCGGUCCUAUCGGCGAUGCUCAGCAGGGGACUGGUGCAUCCGAAUGUAAGAAUAUUUUAGUUAUAUAAUAUAAGUGGUUGGUGAGAUAGAAGAAUGUGAAUUCGUUGUAGUCGUUGUUUUUGUCGGAGGGACAACACUUGGAGGCAGGCAGUGGUGUGGUCAGGAGUAUGGUGGAGAUGUUGUUAGAGAAGUUGUGUGAUUGCAAUAUAGCAGUUUGUAAGGCUACGGAAUAGGUACGAGUGUGUUGAUAUUGAUUAGACUCUGAUAUCCUUGAUAAGUCUGAAUUAAUAUAAGCAAUGCCAUGCGCAAUUGCCAAUGGGGGUUCAAUCUCAAGUGGAGCAUUUUGCAGAGCAGAUGAAGGAAACCAAUCAGAUAAGACAUGAGUUGAGAUUGCGAGAGCCCACCUCCAAUGGGUUGCCAUUUGACAAGUUGGAAGACUUGAAAGACACCUAGUGGUAGAUGAGAGCCGAAGCCAUUCAAAGAAUAUACGAGGAACUCUAGGAUGUGAUCUUGACUCCAUUACAGGUGGAGGUCCUCUUCGAGCAUAUUGUAAAUUUAGUGAAUGAUCAUAACUUCAAUAUAGUGUUAACUACUCUUUAGAUUAUGCAAAGAUGUUUGUAGUUCAACAUUGUGAAGAGUAGCAACAUAGUUAAUAUAUACACUAAGCUAGGGGAUUCAAAGUCAGCAAUCAGAACUGCUGUUAGAUAAGUGUUGGUGAUGUACUUGCAGAAAAUUGGGGAUGCCGAAUUACUGAUUCAAAUCUUGUAAUGGCCCAACAAGAAUUCCUUUUACAAAGAGGAGUUCUUGGAUCUCCUCAUUGACUUGGUCCAAAGAAAUAAGAUGCUGGUAACCUGAUUCCUCAAUAUGCAGCUUUCACAAUACCUCGAGUUGGCCAUCAAAGAAGUGGCUCCUUUCCUCGAGGACCAGAAAUAGAAACUGCGCUCUAAAGCCAUCGAAACCCUUACUCAGUUGGCCACAAUCAAUCAGCCUUUGACCAAGCGAGUGUUCUCACAACUCGGCAUUACUGAAGAUCUCUUCAACCAAAUCGAUGUCAGUACUGCCUCCUCCAACAAAUCCGAUCUCCCCCAAUUGCGAUUCAAAAAGGAACAACGAGAAUAGAGAGACCCAAAGGAACAAUACACUCAAUCUUUGCCUGAACCCAAGAAUCUGUAAUAAUUUGAUAUCCCCAUCUUCCAAUCCCAAUAACAAGGAUACGUGCCCACCAUCAUCUCCCAACCCUAAAAGCAACAAAGGAGUGCCCAAAAACCAGAAUCUCACCCUCAAUCUUCCAGCGUCGAAUUCAGACACGUUCAACAACAACAGGAAUACAACCAACCACCAGCCACUCAACAAAGCAAACCCUUCAGAAUAGUUAAAAAUCCGCAACAAGACAUCCCAGAUCAAGACACCGGUCUCACCUACACCAAACCCUUCCAAAGGAAACCCAAGACUGAAGCCGAUAAAACAUUCUAACCCAUCUAUUUGGAUUCCGUCCUCCCCUUGGAUCAACCUGAAUCUGUCUUAAAGACCUUGUUGAAUGAAUUAAGAUACGACGAUUGGAUUAGAUAGUUUGAAGCCCUCAACAAUCUAAGAAGGUUGGCCAAACACAAUCCUGAAUUACUCAAAAAAUCUAUUAGUUUUCCCUAAAUCCUAUAAGAAAUGGUCAAAUAAAUCGAAAACCUUAGGAGUGGAGUCUCCAAAAAUGCUUUGAUUUCUCUCUAGGAACUUAGUGAUAUCUACAAGAAAGACUUGGAUUGCAUCAUGGAUCAAGCACUUCAAAAACUCAUCAAAAAGGCCAUCGAUCUCAAUGCAUUCAUAAGUGAUGAAGUCAGAAAAGCCACUAUUUCAUUAUUGUAAAACUGUACCGAAUCCAAAUCUAUAUCUCUGAUAUCCCAAGUCUAUCAAAGCAAAUCCGUUGCAAUCAAAGUGAACAUCUGCUAUGCACUUAACAAUCUAUUGGAUCCCAAUAAACAACAGUUCGAAAAGAUGUUGCAAAUCCUUUGCAUCUAUGUUUGUGACUCGAGCCAAGAAGUGAGACAGGUUGCCAAAGAAGGAUUGCUGAGUCUGAUGAGUUAAAUCGACAAAAGAGAACUAGAAUCCUUGAUCAUCAAAUUGGCACCUGAUGGAGAAUGCAAACGUAUAAUGACAAUAAUAAACGGUGAAUCUACCACCACUUCAGAAUUUAGAAAAUUUGGUGCUACAUAAACAAAGGAAGCCAGAACUCCUGAACUCAGAAAUAGAACACCCAACAACAAGAAAUUGUCAGCUGACUUUGAAUAGAUGCCCAAUUAUAUGAAUCAGGCUGAACUAGCAAAGGAUUGGAAGUAGAAGAAGGAAGCUAUUGAUUGGCUCUGCAAUUUUGCAAAAAAAGAGGCUCAAGCUUUGAAUGGGCAUAAAUAUUCCAAUAAGUUCUUGGAUUUGUUGUGUAAAUUAAUAGAUGAUGGAAAUAAAAACAUAGCUCUGUACACAUGCGAAUAGUUCAUCCAACUAGUUGAACCACUCAAAGUACUUCAUUUUAACUACUAUUAACUAGCUUCCUCUAUAAAACAACUAUGUUAACGUAUGGAAUGGGGUCUUUAAAGUUGUCUCGUCGACAAAUAACUCAGUAAGGUAAUCAGCGGAAUCACUGUUUCACGAACUUAUGAUACAUAUUGACAUUCAAUAUUCAUUACCUUAAAUCUAACAUCUCAUAUUGUAUGGUCCAGCCAAAUCUAAAGGCAUAGCCAUCACAAUGUUAGCAAGUACUUUAAAAUAUUAUCAUAAGAUUUUGUAUAAUAAUUUUAUGAUGAACGACCGUAAUUAGUGGUGAAACACCUUGUACCUUUGGCUAAGAAGUUACAAGAGGAAUAGAAACCAGACAUUAAAAUAGCUUCCCAGAAACUAUUCUAAGCAUUGGUCUCUACAUGUCCAAACGAUGUCGCUCAUUUGAAGUUAUUAAAAUGA